This is a messenger RNA of Lingula anatina, 3027 nucleotides long. RefSeq lists its product as uncharacterized. The record is from RefSeq and is a predicted model, not a curated record. Lineage: Eukaryota; Metazoa; Brachiopoda; Lingulata; Lingulida; Lingulidae. Gene Ontology annotation, cellular component: cytoplasm.
UGACUGACUUAACAUAAAAUAUCAAAACAACAACGAUCUAGUGUUAACGUUAUUAUCAAUUUCCUACUGCAGUGCCUGAUUCUCCUUCGUCUCAAUUUUCUGACGUACCCGUAUGAUCAAAACAAAAAUGGCCGAAGGAGGGUCUGAUGGCGGUGACUGGUGGGGUGGAUGGCUUCAGGCUGCCAAAGACAAGACUGUUUCAGCUGUCGGAUUCCUCAAACAGGACCUGGCAGAGUUUGGAUGUGUGGUUCAUAAUGAGACCAAGGAUGUGGUGGCUAAAUCUGCCUCAGUGGUUAAAGAUAAAUUGGCAACUGAACAGCCAGGUUCUACCGGCAACAUGAUGAAAGAUGGGAUCACACAUUUCUUAGGAAAUAUACAGAAAGCUCUUUAUGUUCCUCCCGAUGAUGAUGGUGAGCAGAAACUGAAGAUAACUCCAACAGGAGUGAUAUAUGACAGGGCUCAGGCCAGAGUGUAUGCCAUACAGAUUGAUCCUGGUACAUACUGUCAGGAACCAGAGGGACCCCCAGAGAAAUAUAAGGAAUGGCUGGAAAAAUUUCAGUUGGAAGAUAAAAAGGGUGAAAUCUCAGAGCUGCUUGUGGCCAGGGUGGAAGUCCGGUCUUUAUACACUCAGUUGGUUCCCUCAGAGAUCUCCCAUGCUGAUUUCUGGCGCAGGUACUUCUACAAGCUGCAUCAGCUGGAAGAGGAUGAGAUCAGAAAGAAGGACUUGAUGAAGAGAGCAGAGUCUGCUGGGGAUGAGGAUGACUUGGGCUGGGAUGAUGAUUGGGAGGAAGUAGAGGAAUUCUCAACAAGAAAUAUGUCACCAGACAAAGAAAAGUCACCAGCAUCACCAGAAAAAAUCACUGCAGUUAAGGGAGAUGCAGCAGCAUCUGCUUCCAUGCCCUCACAAAAUAUUUUGCAAACUGACGUUGAAAAAAUGCAAGCAGUUACAGCACCAAAACAAAUUGGAAAACAAGUCUCAGCAAAGACUGGGGACAUUUCCUCAGAAGAGACUGACCUAGGAGAUGGGCCUGAAAUUAAGUCUGGAGAACAACCAGCAGCAAUGGCAGUGUUUAGUAUGUUUACUCAGUCAAUGGGCAAGCUGAAAGACACUGUGAUGAAGACGCUGGAGGGGGAGCAAGAAUGGAGUUCUUCAGGUGAAGAGGAAGAGGAAAUACAAACCUCACAAGAACAGCAAAAAGAUGCUGCUACAUUCCAACAAACAAAUGUCAGUCUUGCCGAGAAAAAAGGUGAAAUUAAAUCAAAUGAAAGAAAAACUAAAACAGAAACUGAGAAACUAUCUUCUUCCACACCAGCUGAGGUGAAACAAAACACAGUAGAUGAGAACAAAAAAGCUGAAGAAUCUGAAAGAUUAAGGUUACAGAAAGAAAAGGAAGCUGCAGAAAUAGUGAAGCAGCAGCAGGAAAAAGAAGCAGCAGAAAUAGUGCGGCUGCAACUAGAAAAAGAAAAGUCUGAAAGACUAAGACAACAAAAGGAAGAGGAAGCUGAGAACCUGAAGCAACAGAAAGAAAAAGAAGAAGCAGAAAGGCUGAGGCAACAGAAAGAAAAAGAAGAAGCAGAAAGGUUGAGGCAACAGAAAGAAAAAGAAGCUGAAAGGUUGAGGCAAAAGAAAGAAAAAGAAGAAGCUGAAAGGCUGAGGCAACAGAAAGAAGAAGAAGAAAGGCUGAGGCAACAGAAAGAAAAAGAAGAAACAGAAAGAUUGCGGCAACAAAAGGAGAAGGAGGAAGCAGAAAGAUUGCGGCUACAAAAGGAAAAGGAAGAAGCUGAAAGACUGAAGCAACAGAAAGAGAAAGAAGAAGCAGAAAGAUUGCGGCAACAAAAGGAGAAGGAGGAAGCAGAAAGAUUGCGGCUACAAAAGGAAAAGGAAGAAGCUGAAAGACUGAAGCAACAGAAAGAGAAAGAAGAAGCAGAAAGAUUGCGGCAACAAAAGGAGAAGGAGGAAGCAGAAAGAUUGCGGCUACAAAAGGAAAAGGAAGAAGCUGAAAGACUGAAGCAACAGAAAGAGAAAGAAGAAGCAGAAAGAUUGCGGCAACAAAAGGAGAAGGAGGAAGCAGAAAGAUUGCGGCUACAAAAGGAAAAGGAAGAAGCUGAAAGACUGAAGCAACAGAAAGAGAAAGAAGAAGCAGAAAGAUUGCGGCAACAAAAGGAGAAGGAGGAAGCAGAAAGAUUGCGGCUACAAAAGGAAGAGGAAGAAGCUGAAAGACAGAAAGAGAAAGAAGAAGUGGAGAGGUUACGUAAAGAAAAGGAGGCUGAAAUCUUGAGGCAGCAGAAAGAAAAGGAGGAAGCUGAAUUAGCAGAAAAGCAGCGUAAAGAAAAAGAAGAGGCAGAUCGAUUGGCUUUAGCUGUUACUACUGGAGAUGAAAAGACAUCAGCUGACAAAGCUGCUGCUGACACCACAUCACCUGAGACUAGUGAUGAAGACAUACAAGGACAGAAAGACAUCCAGACUAAAGAAAAGGGAGAUCUGGUUAUGGUUGGGUCUAACAGGACAACACCCACAUCUGAGGAAAGCAAUAAUAAGGAACUGAGCAGUCUGGAAGAUGACUGGGAGAAAGAUUUUGACAUUGAGGUAACAGAGGAGGACCUGCAGCUGGCUGCAGAGACCGCUAAAAAAAUUGGUGCUACAGAAGGAACAGGGGACCAGGAUGAUGAUAUUGGUGAUGACUGGGAAGACUGGGAAUAAAAUCACCAGACCCAUACUGUACUAGAAAGAGAGGGCAAACAUUUCAUUCAUUGAAAUCUAUCAACUAUUAAGAUCAACACAAUUGACUGCCGUAUGAUAAACUGACAUCUACCUACAGUUAAGGUUGAUGAAGGGCCAGAUAUAUAGACCAUGUACCACAGAACAAUAGUUUGUACUGGUAGAUUAUCAGUUGUUGUUUAAAAUUAUGUUUUAAAUAUUCAGCUUGAUAAACUGCCACUUUUGCAAGUGCUUAAUUACUUUAAGAGCAAACCUUUUGCAUAAGUGAAAGGAUGUUUUGUAUAUAAGAGUAUAUCACAUAAGAUUCU